ACGCCAUUUGAGGCUCGCCUGUAUGCAGUGUGCAAGUGCAUCCCGGCAGGGCGAGUCUCCACCUAUGGGGCGCUGGCGGAAGUGCUGCAUAGCGCUCCCCGUGCCUGCGGCCAGGCGCUGAGGCGCAACCCGUUUGCUCCCGCGGUGCCCUGCCACCGUGUGAUCGCUGCCUCCCUGAACCUGGGAGGCUUCAACGGCAGCUGGGGCGCCGCCUGCGCCAGCGUGCAGAAGAAGCGGCGGCUGCUGGCGGAGGAGGGGGUGGCCUUUGACGAUGCCGGCCGCCUG
Chlorella variabilis is the source of this 285-nucleotide messenger RNA. RefSeq lists its product as hypothetical. The transcript is spliced from 2 exons. The annotation marks the transcript as partial. Gene Ontology annotation, biological process: DNA repair. Lineage: Eukaryota; Viridiplantae; Chlorophyta; Trebouxiophyceae; Chlorellales; Chlorellaceae. Gene Ontology annotation, molecular function: methylated-DNA-[protein]-cysteine S-methyltransferase activity. The record is from RefSeq and is a predicted model, not a curated record.